GAAAUACUGGCUCUCUGGAUUGCCCCGCCAGUUCCGUCCUGGGAUGAUCUUGUAGGAGGAGCCUCGCACACCAUUUAUAUUACCGGUUUCCAUACACAUUGCAUAAUGGAUCACCAGUGCAGCUCAAGUGCAAACCGAUAUGAACUCAGAAUGCGACAGAGUGGCGAGACGGCCAUGUCGCCUAAAAUAUAAUAAAUGACUGUAUCAAGGAAAGCUGUAAAGUGAUCGAAUAUCCGAGAGGAGAUAAGAGCGCCGCACGACUUGUUAAUUCUUCACAGGACACUAUCUCUCCACGCAUAGACUGAAACGGAAUGGAGGUCAUAGGAGUGGUGAGCUGUAUCUUGUUAUUUAUCCUGGUGGAUGUUAUUGUUACCACUGUCCUCUACUUACAUGGUUGCCAGACUGCAAUAUUCACAGAGGAUGUGCAGAACUUUGACAUUCUCCACUCCGUCCUGGACCUCUGGGGGACUAUGCUGGUCAGAGUCUGCCUUCUGCUUGGGGCCUCCAUAGGGGUGUUAUGGAACAGAGUGGACGGCCCAUGCAGGGUCUCUGCCCUGGGGACCCUGACUCUCCUAAUCUGCCUGACCAUCAGCACCUACGCCUUAGCUAAGCUCCUGAUGCUCUCGGAGCAGGGCGAUCUGGCGCACCAACCCUGGUUCCUCAGUCUGUUUUCCUGGACCUGUGUGUCAGUGCUGGGGACCGUGCUCCUCUGGAGGCUCCUGGGAAGGUCUCCAAACACUGUGACUGACGGAGAGGGAGAUGGUGGAGGAAGUGUCUGUGAGGAGACUGAGAGGCUAGUGGAGGCAGCAGGAGAGAAUGGCACUGAGGAGGUGGAAGAGCAGCAGAAGCAUGGGGGGAAGAAGAGGAGUAGGGCGAGCAGGAAAGGAACAGAGGACCAGAAGAACUCAGGGGCCACACUGGGGCGUCUGCUGUCCUACUGCAGUAAAUACGCUGGGCUGCUCUCUGUAGCCUUCUUCUUCCUCCUCAUCUCUGCUGUGUGUGAGGCCUUCAUCCCCUACUACACUGGGCAGGCUAUAGAUGGCAUUGUUAUUCACAAGAGUAUGGAGUACUUCACCAAGCCCCUGAUCACUCUCACAGUGUUGGCCUUAGUCAGCUCUAUAGCUAUUGGAGUACGAGGUGGCCUCUUUAAUCUAACCUUUGCCAGACUGAAUCUUCGCCUGCGGAAUCUUCUCUUCAGAUCUCUGAUGCGUCAGGAGGUGGGCUUCUUUGACUCUAACCACACAGGUGACAUCACCUCUCGCCUGACCUCUGACACUACUCAAGUGAGUGACCUGAUCUCUCAAAACGUCAACAUGUUCCUGAGGAGUAUGGUUAAGGGCAUAGGGUUCUUCAUCUUCAUGUUCGGGAUGUCCUGGAAGCUGACUCUGGUCACCAUCAUGGGUUUCCCCUUCAUCGCAGUCAUCUCCAAUGUGUAUGGGGAGUACUACAAGAGAUUGACCAAAGAGGUCCAGACUGCCCUGGCUCAGGCUAACCAGGUGGCCGAGGAAACUGUUUCAUCCAUGAAGACGGUACGCAGCUUUGCCAAUGAGGAACAGGAGGCUGAUUCCUACUACAGCAGGCUGCAUGUCAUGUUUCAACUGAACAAGAAGCAAGCGUUGGCCUACGCCCUCUACAUGUGGUCCAGUUGUAUCUCAGAACUUGCUCUUCAAGUGGCAAUCCUCUUCUACGGCGGUCACCUGGUCAUUACUGAGCAGAUGAGUGGUGGGACCCUGAUAUCUUUCGUCAUAUAUGAGUUGGAGCUGGGAGAGUGCCUGGAGAGCAUAGCAUCGGUCUACACAGGUCUCAUGCAGGGAGUGGGAGCAGCUGAGAAGGUGUUUGAGUAUAUCGACAGGGAGCCCAAACACCAACAUGAUGGGAAAGAGGUCCCCGACACCUGCAAAGGACUGGUCGAGUUUAAAGAUGUUACGUUUUCCUACCCAACACGGCCCAAAACAGACAUUCUAAAGAGUGUAUCCUUCACGUUGCGGCCUGGAGAGGUGACAGCCUUGGUAGGACCAUCUGGCAGUGGAAAGAGCUCUUGUGUGGGUCUCUUAGAGAACUUCUACGCCCCACAACAAGGCCAGGUGCUUCUGGACGGCCGGCCGGUGCACACCUACCAGCAUGGCUUCCUCCACUCGCGGGUAGCACUAGUGGGCCAGGAGCCUGUCCUGUUCGCCCGUUCUGUAGAGCAGAACAUAACCUAUGGACUGACUGACAUCCCUAUGGAGGCUGUGGUGCAGGCUGCCACCGAGGCAAAUGCACACGACUUCAUCACCGGUCUAACCAACGGCUAUAACACAGGAGUGGGUGAGAAGGGCACCCAGUUGUCUGGGGGGCAGAAGCAGCGGGUGGCCAUCGCACGGGCACUCAUCCGCAACCCACAUGUUCUCAUCCUGGACGAGGCCACCAGUGCACUGGAUGCAGAGAGCGAACAUGUUGUUCAGCAGGCUCUGAACAACAUCAUGCGUCAGCACACAGUGCUGGUGAUCGCCCACCGCCUCAGCACAGUGGAGAGGGCAGACAACAUCAUAGUCAUCAACCGUGGCUGUGUGGUGGAGCAGGGACCACACAGCCAACUGAUGGCCAAGGGGGGGCUCUACUGCAAGCUGGUACAGAGGCAGGUCCUGGGAAUCGAGACGGGUGCAGAGGUUCUUAACCCUCCAGAGGUGGACAUCUGAGGGUGGUAGUCAGCAGAGGCAGUGCGGACAUGAUAGCAGCAGUGCCAGCGAGUCAGAAUAUGAACACCAUGCUACUGAGAGAGGUUCUAGGGCUUUAUUGGUAGCCAACACUGACUGACUGGCACUUUUGGGCAUUAAUUGACUGAGCAGUGCCUCGAAACCAAGGCAUUACAUUACCCUUGAUGUUUUAUUUGCACAUUAGGUUGAAUAGAUUCAACUCAAGUCUAUUUUACAGUGUUCAAAACCUUGAAUAAUUGUUAUUGAAUAAUCAAUAAGAGUAUACAUUUUGUUUGUCAUUUGACCAGCUCUUCUGGACAUGAAUGAGCAACACUCUAAUUACUUAAUCCCAGUGGUGAUAUUACACUGAACAAAAAUAUAAACACAACAUGUAAAGUGUUGGCCCCAUGUUUCAUGAGCUGAAAUAAAUUAUCCAAGACAUUUUCCUAUACACACAAUAAGCAAAUUUAUUUUAAAAUGUGUUUACAUCCCUGUUAGGGAGCAUUUUUCCUUUGCCAAAAUAAUCCAUGCACCUGAUUAAACAGCAUGCUCAUUACACAGGUGCACCUUGUGCUGGGGACAAUAAAAGGCCACAAAUGUGCAGUUUUGUCACACAACCCAAUGCCACAGAUGUCUCAGGUUUUGAUGGAGUGUGCAGGAAUGUCCACCAGAGAAGUUGUCAGAGAAUUGAAUGUUCAUUUCUCAACGAUAAGCCGCCUCCAAUGUCGUUUUGGAGAAUGUGGCAGUACAGCCAAACGGCCUAAACCGCAGACCACGUGUAACCACCCCAGCCCAGGACAUCCACAUCUGGUUUCUUCAUUGGCAGGAUUGUCUGAGACCAGCCAUCCGGACAGCUGAUGAAACUGGGUUUGCACAACCAAAUCAUUUCUGCACAAACUGUCUGUUGUUGUCAUCAUCUUCACCAGGGUCUUGACCUGAUGGCAGUUAGGCAUCGUAAUGGUCUUCAGUGGGCAAAUGCUCACCUUCGAUGGCCACUGGCACGCUGGAGACGUGUUCUCUUCACAGAUGAAUCCAGGUUUCAACUGUACCGGCCAGAUGGCAGACAGCGUGUAUGGUGUCGUGUUGGCGAGCGGUUUGCUGUUGUCAACAUUGUAGUGCCUCAUGGUGGUGGUGGGGUUAUGGUAUGGGCAAGCAUAAGCUAUGGACAACGAACACAAUUGCAUUUUAUCGAUGGCAAUUUGGAUGCACAGAGAUACCGUGAUGAGAACCUGAGGCCCAUUGUUGUGCUAUUCAUCCACGCCAUCACCUCAUGUUUCAGCAUGAUAAUGCACGGCCCCAUGUCACAAGGAUCUGUACACAAUUCCUGGAAGCUGAAAAUGUCUCAGUUCUUCCAUGGCUUGCAUACUCACCAGACAUGUCACCCAUUGAGCUUGUUUGGGAUGCUCUGGAUUGACUUGUACGGCAGCAUGCUCCAGUUCCCGCCAUUAUCCAGCAACUUCACACAGCCAUUAAAGAGGAGUGGGACAACAUUCACCAGGCCACAAUCAACAGCCUUCACUCUAUGUGAAGGAGAUAUGUCGCGCUGCAUGAGGCAAAUGGGGGUCACACCAGAAACGUAUCUGUGAACAACAGAUGCAGAUCUGUCCCAGUCAUGUGAAAUCCGUAGAUUAGGGCCUAAUUAAUUAAUUUCAGUCCAUAGAUUAGGGCCUAAUGAAUAUAUUUGAAUUGAAUGAUUUCCUUAUAUGAUAUGUAACUCUUUGAAAUUGUUGUAUGUUGCAUUUAUAUUUUUGUUCAGUGUAUGAAUAUCGUUAAUAUCAUUGAUUGUAUGAUGUACAAAACAAUAAUAGUAUUGUGAUACUCUAUUUCUAAUUGCAAUAUUAGGUGGAAAUGGUAAAGUUAUCUCUGUGUACAUCUAGGCCUAUCUGUAUCUGGUUAAUUUGUAAACAUAUACUGUAUACAGGACAGAGAGGUGCCUUCACUGGAUGAGAAUGUGCAGACUGUAUAUAUUCUAUGCAAAUCAAUGGGAAGUGCAAUGUCUUGAAACUAUAUGACACUAUCAUUGCUGAAUAGAUUAGAUUUCAUGUGGAUGCUGUCCAAUACUUGAUUUUGCACAAGUAAAAGUGAAUGUACUGAAUUAACAAAGACAUGGCUACAACUAGGCUACUGAAAA
Molecule: messenger RNA, 4806 nt
Organism: Salvelinus fontinalis (brook trout)
Lineage: Eukaryota; Metazoa; Chordata; Actinopteri; Salmoniformes; Salmonidae
Gene: abcb9
Product: ATP-binding cassette, sub-family B (MDR/TAP), member 9
Exons: 12
Coding region: 312-2678 (788 amino acids)
Biological process (GO): transmembrane transport
Cellular component (GO): membrane
Molecular function (GO): ATP hydrolysis activity; ATP binding; ABC-type oligopeptide transporter activity
Source: RefSeq, a predicted model, not a curated record